Entamoeba invadens IP1 is the source of this 504-nucleotide messenger RNA. Its product is annotated as calcium-binding protein, putative. The coding region runs from base 1 to 504 and encodes 167 amino acids. NCBI's taxonomy places the organism in Eukaryota, Evosea, Mastigamoebida, Endamoebidae. The record is from RefSeq and is a predicted model, not a curated record. Gene Ontology annotation, molecular function: calcium ion binding. The transcript has a single exon.
AUGAAUUACAAUAAAAUUAAAAAAAACAAAAUCAUCAAUUUUUUGUUAACGUGUACAUCCCCAUAUAAAUUCUUUCAACUUCUGUUCAGUCAUCUCAUAAUGGCUGAAGCUGCAUUCAAGGCAAUCGAUACCAACAACGACGGCAAACUCCAAUACGAAGAGGUCAAAGCUGCUAUUGCUGCUAAGAAGGAAAUCAAGAACGAGAAACUCGUUCAAUUGAUCUUCAAGGCUGUUGACGUUGACAACGACGGAACAAUCGACCUUCCCGAGUUCACCAAGUUCCAUCAAGCUAUUGCUGGCGUUGAUAUGGCUGAUGCCAAAGUCGGUCUUAAAGUUCUUUACAAGUUGAUGGACGCCGAUGGAGAUGGAAAGUUGACUAAGGAUGAAGUCACUGCUUUCUUCAAGAAGGUUGGAUGUGAACAAGCUGUUGAACAAGUAAUGAAAGCUGAUGCCAACGGUGACGGAUACAUUACAAUGGAAGAGUUCUGUGCUUUCUCACUUUAA